Aplysia californica (California sea hare) is the source of this 991-nucleotide messenger RNA. RefSeq names its product ADP-ribosyl cyclase/cyclic ADP-ribose hydrolase-like. Gene Ontology annotation, cellular component: plasma membrane. The record is from RefSeq and is a predicted model, not a curated record. Lineage: Eukaryota; Metazoa; Mollusca; Gastropoda; Aplysiida; Aplysiidae. Gene Ontology annotation, biological process: positive regulation of B cell proliferation. Gene Ontology annotation, molecular function: phosphorus-oxygen lyase activity; NAD+ nucleosidase activity. The transcript has 3 exons. Bases 26 to 259 code for a protein of 77 amino acids.
CUUCGGGAAGUACCAGCUUCCUUACAUGACAAAGAACGUGACCAAAGUGACUGUCUACGUCAUUCAUCAGCUGGAAGAGCCUCACUUAGAAUCUUGCGGAGAGGGCAGCCUUAUGGUUCUUGAACACGACAUCAGGAAGAAAGGUUUCUACUAUGAGUGCAUUGACGACCCUCUCGAGGUCUAUCAUCUGCUGUGUUCUGCGGAUGCUGAGGUUGAUGGAUGCAGACUGGUCAUGGAGGAAGAGGAUGAUGAAGACUAGAUACUUCUAGAUCUAUUAUAAUUCAGACAUCCCAGCCCACGACUGUUUCAUGGAACUGACGCUUCUACAUUUGCCGUUGACACUCUCUCUAUUUUUAUCCCCCCCUCUCUCUCUCUCUCUCUCUCCCCCCAUCUCCCCACUCUCCCUCUUUCUCUCAGUUUUCUCAUUCUCCCUGGUCUGGCUGUAUCCCACCUCCUCUCCUCACCCCUCUCUCUUGCUGGUUCGAAUGUCUAUAAUCAUUCGCUUGCUUACUAUUUCUUUCAUAUCGCUUUUCUCUUUUAAAAACAAACACUCACACAUUCUCACACUCACACACACACGUACACACACACACUCAUGUACACAAAAACAGAACUUACCAAAAAUCCCACACUGUCUCGUCGCCCCUCUGUGUCUGUAUUAGCACAUAAUAUGCUUUAAAAAAACCUCUCAUUGGUGUGUAUGAUGCGAAGGAUUCCUAGUCAAUCAGUUUUACUUUCUUCUGUUUUUGUUGUUUAAUUUUUCUAAUUAUACUACCCUGUUUUCAUAAAACAGGCUUUGCGUGCAUCGAUAAUGUGAGUGAAGGAAAUGAUUGUCCCAUGUACUUUUAUUUAUUUCAAAAUUGAACCCAAAGUGGUAAAGGACGAAUGUCUUCGAUAUGCUAACAAUGCAAAGUGUAACAUACGUGUCUUUGUUUUAAUACUUUUUAAAAAUGAAUACAAAGUUAAAAAUAAACCCGUAUUAUUUAAAAAA